AUGGUGAAGGCGGACGUGCGGAGAGAUUACUAUGCGGACUUGGGUCUUGCUCCCAGUGCGGAGUCUGAAGACAUCAAGAAACAAUUCCGCAAGCUAGCUCUCAAGUUCCACCCAGACAGGAAUCCCGGAAGAGAACAAGAGUUCAUCGCAAAGUUCCAGGCUAUCCAAGCCGCUCAUGAGAUUCUGAGCGAUCCACAACAGAGACUUAAGUACGAUACGGAUCGUCUGCGCGCAGGAUAUGGCAAAGUAUAUGGUCCCUCGAAGACAAGUAACCAGCGCAGAUCCCAGACUACCCAAGCCCCCACAGCUGCUGCUCCCCAGCCUAGACCCCAAAGGACCCCAACUUCGCGUCCAUCGGCAUACAACAACGGGUGGGGAACUCCCGGUACGGCACCAAACGAGACGUCUGCUGGCGCCCAGAGAUACUCUGCGCAUGCCCGCGCGGACCCGCAACCAUGGGGUCGAGGGCAAGCUGACACGCAAACAAGGGCGGACGCGUAUAAGGGCUUUUCGGGGAUGAGAGGUUCCACCGCAGGAGCGUCAUGGCGAGGCUUUGAUCCCCAAACUGGACGGACGGCAGCUGGGAGCACGGCUGGUGGGGUGCCGAGACCGCAAAAUAUGCCAUUUGGAUCUGGAAACGGGACCCAGCGAUCAAAGUCCGCUUACGAGUAUUUUAAGGACAAUGCCAAAUCUCAAAAUAACACGCCCAGUCCUAACUCAUCUAGGAAGAAGCAAGGAUUUGCGCCAGGAACUACCAGCGGUGGAGAUGAGCCCCCAGCGAGAAACACGUCCGCUUACACUCAUCAUCGAAGUGAGAGACCAAGCAGCAUGUAUUUUGAUUCUGUACCGGCACCUACAGCCAAAAAGCAACCACCGCCAGCACCCGAGCCUCCGAAAUUCGCCGAGGACUUUGAACGGAACAGAAGAGGAUAUGCGUCAACAGGAGGUGAGAAGACAUUCUUCUCCAGUACACCACUCGGGCGACCCGCAAGCGCACAACAGUCCUCAGGAAGUUCCCGGAACCCCUAUUCUCGCGCCAGUUCAGGUUAUCCCAAAUCAGAGGAAAUCCAUGACUCUGCUAGUCCAAAAGCCAGAAGGAGAGAAAACUACUCCCCUUCUCCAUCCACGAGCUCAAGUGGUGAAUCCCACGAAUCGGAAGGCGAAUGGCACGAAGUACCACAUCGGCGUAACGGAAAACCAAAGGCUGUCCCCAAGAGCCGUCUGCGGCCUAAUCAAAAGUUCUCCGAUUUCCAUCGGCAAGUAGAUUCCGACAAUGGUAGUGGUGAGGAUCCUUUAACCCGGCCAGGCGUUAACCAUCGCGAGGAAGCGCCGCGCCGGCCAAUCAAAAACACCCGGAAACCUCGAAGGGUCCCUGGGUUUGGAGACCUUACGGCUGACAGUGAGGAUACUAAAGGACACAAUUCAGAUAGCGCCGCAUUCACCCAAGGCUCAACUCGCCCACAACAAAAUUCUGGUUCUCCGGACUUGAACAACCGGUACGUGGCCCUCUGGUAUCUUUUCAUAUCAACCCAAGGGGACUCGGACUCAUAUAAGGACAGAACAACGGACUCGUCGAAGGAUACUCCCAGAUUCAAGUAUGAGGUCUUUGGGCACCGGAGCACCAGUGACGUCAACAACCUCCACAAGAAAUUUUCUGCCGAAGAUUGGAGAGACCACAUGGAGGGAUUCGAUUUCCUCGGUGCUUCAGCUUCGAAGCUGAAUGGGGCUCGCAGCUCUCCUAAUUCAAGGCCCCGGAGUCGUGCUAAUCCGCAGGAGGAUUCAGCGGAGUCGGUUCAUGCGACUAGGGCCGCUGAGUCCAACGGCUUUACGAGCGGAUCCCAGGAAGAGCUCCAGCAGACUCCAACUCCAUUUGCGCGGGCCAAGUUUUCUGCCGACCAGUGGUCUGAACAACUUCGCGAUCUAUCCUGGAAUAUUCCCGACGGUGAAAAACAGCGGGCGGCAGCACAUACUCCACCUCGCAGUCCAAGGAAGCAAUCAAAGGCAGGCACGAAGUUACGAAGUACCCCGAAGGGUGCGACUGUCUCAUCCGAAGCUGAGGAGGCAACAGAGACGGUCAAUGGUAAUUUUGCACCUGGUGAAUCGGUUCCCAAUGUUGGAGAAUUUGGUGAAGAAGCUUGGGCUGGCCCAGAUAUUGAGGCCAUGGAUAUUGAUAUGGAGUCGCCACAUGUGCCAAAGAAGACAUCUAUUGGAGCUACGCAAAGUUCCGGCUAUCCAGAUCUCAGUCACGUCGCUCAGGAGGUCCCUGCUGCGAGCACAAAGCCUCAACCACCGAAAGCUGCAGCUGGUAAAUCAAAUGCAGAGGCACGCAUCCCACUUUUUGAUCUCGAGAAUCUUCGCAACAUUGCACCUUUCACCAGUACCAAUAAUGGUGGAAUUGAGAACUUGGACGAUGUCCAUGCCACUUUGCCAUUUGAGUCCCGCGCCAAGGAACAAACUACGACGAAGCGUGACAUUCUUCCUCGCGAGCUGAAACUCCCAAACCCCCCCAAAAGACCCUCCGUACCGCAGAUUGUGAUGUUUGCACCAGGUACACAGGUCCUCUCAAUUGAUAAAUGGAAGCACUACGUCUCGGCGAUGGGUACAUAUAUGCAUGACUGGAAUGUCUUUAAUAGCCGCAUAUUACUCUAUUUCAGAGCUCGUCAAGAAGCUGUCGAGACAGGUCUCUCAUCCAACUGGAUCAGUGCGGUCGGGGACUCAGCUCGCCUCAAGAUCAAUGAUGACGACGAUGCAGAUGACAACAACAAGUCCCAUUCCCACGACUCCUUUGAGGAUUUCGAGGAGACUCUUGUUGCUGGAAGCGGCAAGGGUGGGUUUAACGCUUAUCUGCGCGGGAUUCAAGAGGAUAUUCAGGUCCGCAAGCAUUGGGAAGUUGCAUGUGAACUGCAUCGGGAAUGUAUUCUUGAUCUUGGUCGCCUGCGAGAGUGGAUCCAUAAUGGUGGACGAUUGGUUUCUUUCUCCACUAUAUGA
Messenger RNA from Penicillium verhagenii, 2988 nucleotides. RefSeq lists its product as uncharacterized. The record is from RefSeq and is a predicted model, not a curated record. The coding region runs from base 1 to 2988 and encodes 995 amino acids. The transcript has 2 exons. NCBI's taxonomy places the organism in Eukaryota, Fungi, Ascomycota, Eurotiomycetes, Eurotiales, Aspergillaceae.